UGUUGCACAUGGUACAAUUGUUUGUGGCAAUGAAUCUAAUAAAAUGCUUCAUGGUGUUCCAUUUCCAAAUAAUUGCAUGCGAGUCUCCAUUGAUGAAGCAGUAGAAAAAUCAGCACCUUUGCCAUAUCCAAUUCCAAGUGAAUUUGAAGUAAUUGGUGAUGCUGUAGGAACCCAUGUGGCUUGGCCAAAACACUUGAUAGUGAACCAAGAUGAGAAGCCUCGAAGGAAGAAGCUUGAACAACCAAAAAAGAAACAUACUUUGUCAACAAGUGCCCCAAGAGCAUUACAUAUGUUAUAUUGUUAUAGUAAGCGUGCUUUAGAUGAUGGCAGAUAUAUAUCAGUGAGUUUUGAUUAUGACGUGUUUGAUGAUGAUUAUGAACUUGUUCUACACCUUGAGGACAUCAUUCCUUUGUAUCAUUUGGAGCCCCUUUCAGGCAAUUGUGUAAUUGCCUACAUAUGGUAUCUUUAUAAAAAACUGCUGAAAGAUAACAAGAAAGAAAAAUUCAGAUUUGUGAAUCCACAUAAAAUCCCAUAUAUGGCAACCAGUGCACAUGACAAAAAAGGUAAGUUUGAAAGGCUAAACCAAAGGGCAAGUCAUUUGGCAGGCAGGCUAAGUGGUGCAUCUGUAGAUCAACUUGUUUUGGUGCCAUGUAAUAUCGGUUUCCAUUGGAUUCUCACUGUUAUUGACCCUUACAAUGAAGUUAUUUAUUUGUUGGAUUCUCUAAGGCACCGCAUUCAUGAUGAGGAUUGGAAAUAUAUAGUGGAAAUGUGAGUUCAUAUUUCUUUUUUAUUAAGCAUUUAUGUUAA
Molecule: messenger RNA, 807 nt
Organism: Zingiber officinale
Lineage: Eukaryota; Viridiplantae; Streptophyta; Magnoliopsida; Zingiberales; Zingiberaceae
Exons: 4
Coding region: 44-772 (242 amino acids)
Biological process (GO): proteolysis
Molecular function (GO): cysteine-type peptidase activity
Source: RefSeq, a predicted model, not a curated record